AGUUGGUUGGACCAGAAAAAAACCCCCACAUAUCUGGUAGUUUUAUCUUUUUAAAUGCCCUACAAACAAUCCGAGCUAAUUAUUUCUAACCAAUCGUGAGUAAAAGGGUUUGUCCAGGCAUCCAAUAGAAAUGAAUAGUUUUGGGCGGACUAUUUGAACGGGAAAAAAGGAGAAAGAUGAUUGGCUCGUGGAAGUGUCAAUAUCGAGCUGGUAUAGAAUAACAAUACGCCAUACUAAAUCCAUUGUAAUCCAUAAGUAACGUUUAACAACGUUACUUAUUACAACAUUAAUUUGUCUUGCACUAACAACUCUUUUAAUACGUACUUCAUUGUAGGAAACUACAAAAGGAGGCAGACCUUUCUCGACAAAUCAAACCAAGGUGGAUAGCUACGUACAUGAUUGGCUAACGCGACAUUGACGUCAGUUUCUGGGUGUGGAAAUUCUCAACAUCAACAAAAAGAGAAAGGAUUGAGAAACUAGAGAUUAACAGGAACAACAGAAGUACCUUAUAAUAUGUCGAUGUAACUAACAUAACAGUGGAAAGAUUUCAGAUUGCUGUAACAAUCCAGUCCAGACAUGGAAGCCGUCAAACUUAUGAGGGAGCUGAAAACCAAUUUUGAACAAGAGAUGAAUUAUCUACCGAAGGAAACGGGGCUCUGCCUGAUCGAAUCCACCAGAGAGAAUGACCGCCAAGGAAUCUCAGGCAAAUGUAGGGACGCCAAAGUGGAGGACCUCUGGAGCCUGACCAGUUUCUUUGGGUAUAGCACCCAGACCUUCGUUCUGGCAGUCAACCUGCUGGAUAGAUUUUUGGCCAUGAUGAAGGUCCAACCCAAACAUCUAGCCUGCAUUAGCAUCAGCUGCCUCCACAUCGCAGCCAAAGCAGUCGAAGAGGAGUGCAACUUGUCUUCCACCAACGAACUUAUUCGUAUCAGUCAGUGCAAGUUUACAGUCUCGGACCUCACUCGCAUGGAGAAGAUCAUUUCAGAGAAACUCAACUUCCAACUCAAAGCCAUCACAGCCUUAACCUUUUUGCACCUAUACCAUAGAAUCACUCUCUCACACACCUCAGACAGGAAGGAGGCCCUGAACCUCGACACUCUAGAGGCCCAGCUCAAAGCCUGUCUAUGCCGCAUCGCAUUCUCCAAAGCUAAACCGUCUGUCUUGGCCCUGUCCCUCCUCACGCAGGAAAUUGAAGCCAUGCAGUCUGUUGACAUGGUAGAAAUAGCACGUAGUGUUCAGAGACAUCUCAAGAUCGCUGACACUGAGCUGCUACACUGGAGGGGACUAGUGGCCAAGUGUAUGUCCGACUACUCUUCCCCUGAAUGUAGCAGACCCAACAAUAAGAAGCUAGUCUGGAUCGUGUCGAGGAGGACAGCUCAGAACCUUCACACCAGCUACUGCAACGUCCCUGAACUGCCAACCAUUCCUGAGGACUGCUGGGACGAGAGCGAAAGCGAGGACUCGUGUGAAGACAUGAGUUCUGGGGAAGAGAGCCUGAGCAGUUCCCUGGGUUCCGACGCGGAGGGACCAUACUUCCCUUCCCACUUCAUCUGCCAAAGCAACCAACGAAACAAAUACCACCAUACCCCUUAGAACAGACCCCUCUGGAGGGAGCCACAACCACCGUUUAUACCGUAGGGUCAUGUUCAUUAGUGAAACGUUUUGUAGCCUUAGUCACGUUUAACCUGUGACAGCCCAUUUUGGUUCCUAGUGAACACGACCCAGAAGAUACGUUUAUAGGAAAGCUAUCUUCAUUUUUUUGUUACUUCAAAUGGGGCUACCAGUGUAGCCUGUUACAAACCAAUCAAUAUACUGUAUCUAUCUUAUUUGAAAGACUUGAACAAUCCUGACAGGCAGCAGAAUCCAUCGACUCAAAGAUAAAAAGGUUUUGAACUCUUUUUUUUUUGUAGAUCUAGCGUUGGAAAAGAGAUGGUUGGGUGGUGCAUGUUUGGAUUUGUCACAUUCCAGCCACAGACAGUGUAUAUCCCAAAUGACACUCUUUAUAGUGCACUACUUUUGACUAGAGCCCUAUGGACCCUGGUCAAAAGUAGUGCACUAUAUAGGAAAUAGGGUACCAUUUAGAAUGCAUUAUAGAACACAGCCAAGGUACAGUAGACUGUUGUGAAACAAGGACUGUUGUCUGGGGAGUUAGUAAACCUGGAAAACGUACAUUGCACAAUUUUUGUAUAACAAGUAAUCGUUGAGUAGCAGAGGGGAGUUAUGAUCACUGCCUGGUGGUCAGGCUGGUUUGGUUAUCCCCCUACAAGGUUGAACUAAAAGCCAACAUCUGAUUGCAUGUUACUAUUCAGAAAAACGUGUGUGUGAUCUUAAAACCUCGAAAUGUGUCAAUUUUCAGGUCGUAGGGUAACAAUAUUUGGAAGGUAUGUAGCUAGCUCUGUGGAUGAAAAAUGUAUGUCAAAAGAAAAUGUAACAUUUUUAAACUAAUUGUACAUUUAUAUAAUGUAAAAAAAAAACAACACAAAUGCUGUGAAUAGUACCUUUGUAGAUAUUAACUUAUUUAUAAUUUUUUGCCACGUGUAUGACAAAAAAAAUACUAUUUUGACAUCUGAA
Molecule: messenger RNA, 2571 nt
Organism: Coregonus clupeaformis (lake whitefish)
Lineage: Eukaryota; Metazoa; Chordata; Actinopteri; Salmoniformes; Salmonidae
Gene: ccng2
Product: cyclin G2
Exons: 8
Coding region: 577-1593 (338 amino acids)
Biological process (GO): regulation of cyclin-dependent protein serine/threonine kinase activity; mitotic cell cycle phase transition
Cellular component (GO): nucleus; cytoplasm; cyclin-dependent protein kinase holoenzyme complex
Molecular function (GO): cyclin-dependent protein serine/threonine kinase regulator activity
Source: RefSeq, a predicted model, not a curated record